AUGUUCAGCCCGCGCGCGAUGUUUCAAGAUGGUGGGGCGGCUCUCGCCGAGCAAGGGAAGUGCAAGGCGGUGUGCCCCGAGUCGGGCGGGCUCAGCUCGGCCCCCACGCGAUGCCCCACGGCAGAGCUGUGCGCCUUUGGCGACGACCAGGAUGCCGACGCGUUCGAGGAGAUUUUGGGCGCCACCGCCUCGCCGAAGGACGGCGACGAGCCCGCGCUGCUCGAGGCGGUGCUCCGCCAGACGGCCGCACUCGGAGACGGGCACCCCGGGAGGGGGCCUGCGAUGCUGGCGCCGAGGGGGGCUCCUGCGCGAGUCGCAGCGCCACCGAGGGGUGCCCCCGGGCGCCUCCGGUCCGUGGCGUACUGGGAGCAGAGGGCCGCCGCCGCCCGGCAGACGGUGGGCUCGCCCUGGGAGCUUGGCGUGAGGCAGCGCCGCCCGCGCCACGAGGAGGACCGCCUCGGUUUGGGGGCGGCUCCGAGGGCUCCGGCAGGAGGCGCCGGAAACGAAGGUGCCGCUGACAGCCCCAGCAGCUGGGCGGGCGCUGUCUCCAGGGAGUUGCGCCGUGGGGCGCGCUGGCAGUCGGCGCCGCCAGCCCCGCCGCCAGGGUCGCCCUCGGCAGCACUCGGGGCCGCUCUGAGGUCGCGUGGUCGGUCGUACUACCCGGCUGGGAGCCGCUAG
This is a messenger RNA of Prorocentrum cordatum, 678 nucleotides long. The record is from the annotation of a GenBank genome assembly. Lineage: Eukaryota; Dinophyceae; Prorocentrales; Prorocentraceae.